AUGCCAUCGUGGCAAGAGGUCGCCGAAGCCAAGCGGGCGCAGCGGGAGGCGCUCAUCCCGGACGCAUACAAGGUGGCAGCCGAUUCGUUGCCGGCUGCGAGCACCGACUCCGUGGUCGACUUUCCUCGCACCACUGGGAUCCUCUCGGAACGCGAGAUCGAGAUCACGGAGACUGACGAUGUCUCUGUCUUGCUAAAGAAGCUAGCGAGUGGUCACUACACCGCUGUCGAAGUGUUGGAAGCCUUCAUCAAGAGGACGUGCAUCGCGCAUCAGCUCGUCAACCCUCUCACCGAGAUCCACUUUGACGAUGCAAGAAAGCUCGCGGCUGAGCUUGACGCAGAGCUCAAGUCGACCGGAAAGGUGCGCGGCCCGCUGCACGGUCUGCCGAUGAGUGUCAAGGACCAAUUCCAGAUCAAGGGCUCAGAUGCGACGAUCGGCUACAUCAGCUAUGCGAACAAGCCUUCGACGGCCGACUCGGUACUGGUUGAGGUGAUCAAGAAGGCGGGAGCGGUGCCAUUCGUCAAGACGAAUCUGCCUCAGACGAUCAUGUAUUCCGAGUCGUCGAACCACCUGUGGGGCACAACAUUGAACCCGCACAACCGAACGCUGCACCCCGGUGGCUCUUCGGGUGGUGAGGGUGCACUGGUAGCCAUGAAGGGAUCGCCGCUGGGUGUAGGUACGGAUGUGGGUGGGUCCGUACGAAUCCCUGCGGCGCUUUGUGGACUGUUCGGACUUCGACCGUGCUCGCACCGAUUCCCUUAUGAAGGGGCCGUCAACUCUCUGGUCGGACAGAUCACGAUUCCUUCCGUACUGGGUCCGCUUAGUCGAUCGCUGACAGGUCUGACCGAAUUCUCUAAGGCGGUGCUGGCUCAAGAGCCGUGGCUGCUGGAUCCACAGACGCCAUCGAUGCCCUGGAACGAGGACCGCUUCCAGCAGGCUCGCACACAGAAGAAGCUCAACAUCGGCGUGAUGUGGCACGAUGGCGCCAUCAAGCCCUCGCCACCGUACGAGCGUGCCAUCAAGGAAGUGCUUUCCGCGCUAUCAGAUCACGACAUUGUCGACUUUGAGGCGUACAAGACGAACGAGGCGAUGGAGAUCCUAGUCGAGGCGUUCAUUGCAGAUGGAGGCAAGGACAUCUCUGCUGCCAUUGCGCCCCUCGAUGAACCUCUGGGGCCCUGUCUGUCCGGUAUCGGCAAGCCGGAAUACACGGGUCAUCAAGUCUGGCUGGCCAACAAGCGCAAGCUCGAGUUCCAGAAGGCCUACCUGGACCACUGGAAUGCGACUGCCAAGCAGACCAAAGACGGCCGUCCCAUCGACAUCCUCAUCGUGCCGGGCAUGGCCUAUACUGCCAUUCCGCCUGGCAACGACAUCUACGUGGCGUACACGGGCAUCUUCAACCUGGUCGACUAUCCAGCUGUCGUACUGCCCAUCACCAAGGUCGACCCGGCCGUGGACGGACUGGCCAAGAGAAGUGGGGACUUCCUGUCGGAGGACGACGAGAAGUGGUACAAGAAGUGGGACGCCGAAAAGCUUGUCAAUGCCCCUGUCAGCGUUCAGAUCGUCGGUCGAAGGUACGAGGAGGAAGCGGUGCUGGGUUAUGCCGAGCAAGUUUGGAACGCCUUUGCUGCUUCCAAGACGAAGUGA
Kalmanozyma brasiliensis GHG001 is the source of this 1644-nucleotide messenger RNA. RefSeq names its product Amidase. The coding region runs from base 1 to 1644 and encodes 547 amino acids. The transcript has a single exon. NCBI's taxonomy places the organism in Eukaryota, Fungi, Basidiomycota, Ustilaginomycetes, Ustilaginales. The record is from RefSeq and is a predicted model, not a curated record.